Myripristis murdjan (pinecone soldierfish) is the source of this 595-nucleotide messenger RNA. It is a transcript of the gene apoc1, whose product is annotated as apolipoprotein C-I. The transcript has 4 exons. Gene Ontology annotation, molecular function: fatty acid binding; phospholipase inhibitor activity. The coding region runs from base 112 to 366 and encodes 84 amino acids. The record is from RefSeq and is a predicted model, not a curated record. Gene Ontology annotation, cellular component: very-low-density lipoprotein particle; high-density lipoprotein particle; extracellular region. NCBI's taxonomy places the organism in Eukaryota, Metazoa, Chordata, Actinopteri, Holocentriformes, Holocentridae. Gene Ontology annotation, biological process: very-low-density lipoprotein particle clearance; negative regulation of very-low-density lipoprotein particle clearance; negative regulation of lipoprotein lipase activity.
ACUUGGACUACGUCACCACCCUGCCACCGAGCAGGCCUAUAAAGAGGGACACCCAUAGGCUCAUACACACUCGUUUUUUUCCUCUGAGACGAGAAACAGAGCACAGUCAGGAUGAAACUGUACCUCGCAGUUGCCGUGCUGAUGCUGGCUUUUGCUGCACAAGCAGAGGCUCAGCAAGACGACACUCUGGCCAAUUUUGGUACUAAGGUUAAAGAGGUAACUUUGGACAUGGGUGAGAAGGUUAAGACCGCCUUCGAGGAGGUGCACAACAGCGAUUUUGCCGUCAACACCAGGAAAUGGUUCGCUGGCCAGUUUGACGCAUUUUUAGAACAGUAUCAGAGGAUGACCAGUAACCUCGGUAACUAGGACUGCCGUGCCCCUCUACUAUCACCUGAAAACCCACCAUGACCCCACCAUGAGCCCUCACCCCUUUGGUCCUCCUCCAUGCUCUGACAUGCCUUGUGCUGCUGACUUUGCCUGUCUGUGAAGAGCUAAUUUGAAAAUUGAAGUGUAAUUCUGGAAGAAAUGAUGUGCAAAACAAAAAAGUGCAAUGAUGACAUAAAUAAUAAAGAUACAUUUUUGUAUUAAAAAAAAA